GUGGAGAAGAGGCCGUGCGGUCCGAGAAAGAGGAGCAAAAGAAAUGGAAAGACGCCAAGAUGGUGAAGAAACUAGAGCGGCAGCGGGCACAGGAGGAGCAGGCCAGGCUCCAGGAGGAGCAGGAGGCUGCUCUGCAGAGAGAGGACCAAGGGCGGCCUUACACCCUGAGUGUGGCCCUGCCGGGUUCCAUCCUGGACAAUGCCCAGUCACCGGAGCUUCGCACCUACCUAGCUGGCCAGAUUGCCAGAGCCUGCGCCAUUUUCUGCGUGGAUGAGAUCGUGGUGUUUGAUGAAGAGGGCCAUGAUGCCAAGACUGUGGAGGGGGAAUUCAUGGGCAUCGGCAAGAAGGGGCAGGCGUGUGUGCAGCUGGCCCGUAUCCUGCAGUACCUGGAGUGCCCACAGUACCUGAGAAAGGCCUUCUUCCCCAAGCACCAGGAUCUACAGUUUGCAGGGCUGCUGAACCCCCUGGACAGCCCUCACCACAUGCGGCAGGAUGAGGAAUCCCAGUUCCGGGAAGGCAUCGUGCUGGACCGCCCCACACGGCCAGGCCACGGCUCCUUUGUCAACUGUGGGAUGAAGAAGGAGGUGAAGAUCGACAAGAACCUGGAGCCCGGACUCCGGGUGACCGUGCGAUUGCACCCGCAGCAGCUCCCAGAAAGCAAGACGUACCGAGGAAAAGUUGUAUCGUCGCAGGACCCUCGUUCCAAAGCUGGUCUCUACUGGGGCUACACUGUCCGCCUGGCCUCCUGCCUCAGUGCUGUGUUUGCCGAGGCCCCCUUCAAGGACGGGUAUGACCUGACCAUCGGGACGUCGGAGCGAGGUGCAGAUGUGGCCUCUGCCCAGCUCCCCAGCUUCCGGCACGCCCUCGUGGUGUUCGGGGGGCUCCAAGGUCUAGAAGCUGGAGUGGAUGCAGACCCCAACCUGGAGGUGGCUGAGCCCAGUGUCCUCUUCGACCUGUACAUCAACACCUGCCCGAGCCAGGGCAGCCGCUCCAUCCGCACCGAGGAAGCCAUCCUCAUCUCGCUGGCGGCCUUGCAGUCUGGCCUCUCGCAGGCGGGUGCCCGGCCAGGUUGAAGAGUCUGUCAAGGUGGCGAAGAAGCCACAAGGAAGCCGGAGUGCGUGCGGGCCGCUUGGGACAUAUACAGCCAAGGCUCAUCUUCAAAAAUAACCACUUUUAAUUAAUUCAACCGUGCCCCAUAACCCCUCAGUCUCGUUUUCCCCUUUGGCACUGCCCUCACUUGCUGCCAGCAGUGAUGGCCUUGAGGCUGCCUCCCCGUGCCAAGAUGUUGGGCACGAAGAGCAGCCCUGAGGCCCGUUCGAUGCUCUCGAUGGGCACCAGGAAGCGCUCCAGCGGGGUGGUCUCAUCUACCGGCGCGUUCGGCAUCACGUAGGAUCUGAGCUCAAUUUGCCCUCCUGCUGCCUCCAGGAUCAGCACCUUGAAGAAGUGUGUGGGCACCGCCACGUGGUUCUUGCCAAUGACCUGGUACUUCACGUAGGACUUCCCAUCAGCCUCCAUCCUGUGGGCAGACCCAGACACACAGGUCCUUGCAGGGCUCCUGAGGGGACUGGGACCUGAUUGGACAGGCCACUGCCUCCAGGCAGCCUUCUCUGAUCCAACCUUACUGGUGCCACCCUCUCAAGGCUGAGACCAGUGGCUCUGAGGUAGACGCACCUUUAGCCUGCGUUUUCUCCGGCCAGACUCUGGGUCAGGAGCCGGAGACAAUAAAUACUGCUAAAAAAUCAA
Messenger RNA from Echinops telfairi (small Madagascar hedgehog), 1743 nucleotides. RefSeq names its product SPOUT domain containing methyltransferase 1 (gene SPOUT1). Gene Ontology annotation, molecular function: miRNA binding. Gene Ontology annotation, biological process: miRNA processing; maintenance of centrosome location. The transcript is spliced from 11 exons. The coding region runs from base 60 to 1073 and encodes 337 amino acids. Lineage: Eukaryota; Metazoa; Chordata; Mammalia; Afrosoricida; Tenrecidae. Gene Ontology annotation, cellular component: kinetochore; mitotic spindle; spindle pole centrosome. The record is from RefSeq and is a predicted model, not a curated record.